This is a messenger RNA of Rosa chinensis, 945 nucleotides long. Its product is annotated as NAC domain-containing protein 67-like. Gene Ontology annotation, biological process: regulation of DNA-templated transcription. The transcript has a single exon. The record is from RefSeq and is a predicted model, not a curated record. NCBI's taxonomy places the organism in Eukaryota, Viridiplantae, Streptophyta, Magnoliopsida, Rosales, Rosaceae. Bases 1 to 945 code for a protein of 314 amino acids. Gene Ontology annotation, molecular function: DNA binding.
AUGGAGGAUCAUAUGCUUCUGCCUGGCCAUAGGUUUUGCCCCAUGGAGGAUGAACUACUCUUGUACUACCUUAAGCCCAAGGUGAACGGGAAGGAGGUACCUGGAAAAGAAUCCCUUAUUUGCGAGUUGGAUCUUUAUGGUGACCAAGAACCAUGGAAGAUAUGGGAAAGAUUCGAAGCAAGACGGACAAACGACUUGAGGAAGAACAAAGAUCUCUACUUCUUCACCCAAAAGAAGAAGGUCAGUGCAAAGGCCUCGCGUAUAAGUCGGAAAGUUGGGAGUGGAACUUGGAAAGGCCAAGUCGCAGCCAAGAACAUAUAUCUUCUUGAUGAGAAUCAGAAGCCAACAACCACUCUUCUUGGUUUCAAGAAAACCUACACCUAUCAGAAUAAGCGUUCUGUGCAUCAUGGCCGCUGGAUCAUGUAUGAGUUCGAACUUCAUAAGUCGCAACUCCUGCCCAAGAAACAAGUAAACAAGAAUGACUAUGUUCUUCGUUUACUUAGGAAAAAUGAUGAACUGCCGGAAAGGAAGCGAAAAAGGCAACAAGAAGAGGAGAUGCUUGAGGAGGACUAUGUUGAGGAUGGUGAUGGAGAUAAUGAUUUGAACUGCGAUCCUGCAUUGUUGCUGGAGGAGCCGCAUGAGAAGCGGCAAUGCCUCCUACCUUGCUCCGAUAAUAAUGUCGCAGCACCAUCACUGGAGUGGGCUGAACUAGAACAAUGGUUCGACCAACAAUUCUUGCAGCCAACACCACUAGAAGAUGAGCCAGCUGUUUCUUUGCAAGUGUAUGAGGACUUGGGAGUGCAAAAACCCGUAACUGAACUACAAUUAAGGGAUGAAAACUUGGGGCAGCAAAGUCAUGAUAUACCAACCAAUACAGCUAAUGAAAUGAUGAGUGGCCUUGACUUUCACUGUCAUGCUUGGACACAGAGCUCUGGGAUCUUCUAA